Ylistrum balloti is the source of this 962-nucleotide messenger RNA. RefSeq lists its product as uncharacterized. The annotation marks the transcript as partial. The transcript has a single exon. The record is from RefSeq and is a predicted model, not a curated record. NCBI's taxonomy places the organism in Eukaryota, Metazoa, Mollusca, Bivalvia, Pectinida, Pectinidae.
GAAGAUUGCAAAAGGUUUACAAAGAAACAAGUUUCAAUUUACUAUCAAACCAAUCGAACGUUUACAACAAUGGCGCCCAUGCCAACACGGCUCCUCCCGGACAUCUUCGUUAUACUCGUACUGCAGUUGCAGAACUACCUUUGGCAAAGAAUUUAAAUCUAAUGGUGGAUAAGGCACUUGAAAAAGAACAUCAUAGUUUAACAAAAUCCAUUGGUGGUUUUGUUGCAUUAAAUUGUAACACCGAUGUGACAAAGGCAAUAUUUAAACAAUAUGCCCGAGCUUCUCGUCAAUGGGUCCACAAUGACAAUGAUUUGGAAAUCGAGAAUGACCGUAUGGUUUACCAGCUGGGAAUUUUAUCUAUUCAAGCUUUAAAAACAACUGAUCAAGGGGUUUAUAUUUGUCGAAUAGAAUAUGAACCAAAACAGUUUAAAAGCGUGGUUUUAUUCACCCUUGUCGUGGAGUCCAAUGAACCCAACACAUUUGUUCAGGAAACAGGUGUCCUUGUGUUACAGUCAAACAGUGCACCUAUUGGUUACAUAUUCCCGACCACUACCAGAACUUGGUGGAUAAAUGAUAAAAUGUUUCGUUCUAACAUAUUGGCAAGUCAGCAACAAGACGACAGAUUCGAGAAAGCUGAUAAAAGUUUUGAAGGCGUCUGGACAUGUAUAGUGUCACGGCAACUGAACGACGGAACAAAGCGACCAUGGAAAACAGCUCGUUAUGUUGUGAAGUUGACACCACCGCCUUCCAAAUCGGAACAACUUCUGACUUACUGCUCCGAACACCCUGUCACUAUAGUCGUAUGUGGCUUAGUGUUCUCGGGAUUCCUUCUCGUCAUCUUCAUCGGCUGUGUAUACCGGGCCGAUCAAGACAAAGCUUUGGCACAGACGGAGAUGGAUUCUAUGAAAGAAAGGUUGAUUUCUGGGAAACCAAGUCGUCAGGACAACAUUAACCCCAAUUAA